AUGGGCGACGGUGAUGGCGAACAUGGAUGGCGUUACACAUGGGAAGCACAGUCCCAUAUCCCAACGCUGCGUUUAAUGCUCUUCCCCAAUGACAAAACCCUAAAAUCCUCUAUUCAAUGCCACGACCUCGCCGUCAGCCUUCACUCCUCACACUCUUUCCUCACUCUCACAACCUCCUCCCUCUCCGUUAGGGUUCCGCUUCCAGCCGUUUUACUCGAUGCCGACUCUCCGGUCACAUUCCGCGCACUUUCCGACCACAUCGAGGUCAAGCUCCUCCUCCUCCUCCCCGUAGACCACCCCAUUCUCUCCAACCUCCAUCCUUCCCCAAAUCCGCUGCCGGACCCUCUCAUAUUAGAAUCUGAUGUGACAAAAUUGUCUUCUGCAGGAGAAGUUGACUUUUACUGCAGUACUUGCACCUUCAAGUUGACCAAAAUUCCUCUCAGGUAG
This is a messenger RNA of Sphenostylis stenocarpa, 447 nucleotides long. Lineage: Eukaryota; Viridiplantae; Streptophyta; Magnoliopsida; Fabales; Fabaceae. The record is from the annotation of a GenBank genome assembly.